GAGCAGUUAAAUAUGAGUCAGAAAUCUAGAGAUAAUCGGGAUAGUUUGGAAAGAGAAGUCUAUAUGGACAGUUUAAUACUGGUGUCACCGAAACUUAAUAGUUAUAAAAGCAGUUUUUUGAAAAUAGAUGGGUGUUCACAAGCUAAAGGAUCUAAUUUAGCCAUUCAGACUCUGAAGGAUAAGAGUUAUAAUGAUGACUGUUAUUCCAAAGAUGCUCAUAUACUUAAUGAGUCAACAAUGGAUAGAGAGAGUACACUGUAUCUUGGCAGAGAAAGUACUACUAUAGCCACAAGUAUAAAAGAGGAAGUUUCUAAACUAAGGAACUCAUCAAAGGGGAACAGUAAAGCACAGCUGUACACUCCAAGACUCAAGAUGCCUUUCAGUUCUAUCAAGCCUAUCACUCCAGUAUUGAGAAAGAAAAUAAACCUAAAAACAGCUUCGACUACUAUUUCUAAGGUCUCUCGAAAUAAGCUGUCCAGUGAGUGAAAGAGUCUGAAAUGAGCAUCAGGAUUAAGCCAGAAAGCCAAGACUCUUAAGAGAACAGUUACUGAUAUUACGAGGAAAAGGAAUACUAUAACUUCCUUGAAGCCAGCGAAGACUAUUAGUAAAAAUAGUACUCGGAAAACUACUAGUAAUUUAAUAAAAGGGAAGAAGAAAUCCCCUUUGGCAGCAAAAUCAAAGCAAGCAAAGAUUAAUUCGAAUUCAAGAAAGGCAAUAAAAGAGAUAGAGAAGAAGGAAAUGCCUUUCAAAAGAGCCAAGACUUUUAAAUUACCUCAGCCUGAUUUAAGCAUGUGCAAGACACCAAAGAAUAAAGCUCAAAGAAAUAGAAAUUGUAGGAAUAGUAUUACUGCUAUUUCAAAUAAAUUUAAGCCGUCUCUUGGAAAUCUCUUAACACCUGUCAGGAAAUCAUCUCGAAAUAAGAGCACGAGUGGAAAUGUAACUCCCAAGCAAAACUGUGCUACUAAUAUUCCAUUAGCUGAUAGAAAUACUACUCUAAAGAAGAGCCCUAAAAGACAGAAUCUACUUAUGAAGAAAGGCAUGUGUGCUUCAGAGAAGACCAAAAAGGCACAGAAAAAGACUGUUCUACAAGAAUAUAAAGACGCUAGCUUAUCUACCAAGAAGGAGCCAUUCUCUAAACCUAUUCCUUAUAUCGAGAAGGUCAAGAAGGAAUGUCUAAAAGAGAAAGAUGACCUUAAGCAGCCAUCCAAUAAAAUCGGAAGAGUUGAGUUAAUUAAGAAGAAGAACUUAAAAAGAAAAGAGAAAAUAAAAUGUUCUAAGACAAUUCAUCCUGAAAUAAAGAUGAACUUAGGUACUAAAUUCGAGCAGCAAGCGAUGGAGACUGAAAAGAAGGAGCUGGGCACUUACAAGCCUAUGUACUUAAAGUACAACCAGAAUGAAGUCUCAAGAGAGCUGUUCUACCCACUUAAUUCUAUAAAGGAGGUCAUUGGGGAAGAUACUAACACUACAGGGAAGUCUAGUGGUAAAGUAGUCCAGUUUAUGAAUACUGACCAGGUUAAUAAUGAACUAGCUCACUCUUUAAGUGAGGUAUCAACGCCUCAGGAGUGUACAGAGAUCAUUGAGCCUUAUGAACAAGGGCCUCAUCAAAAGGAUACUCUUGAUGAAAUAAAAAUUUUCAUGAACAAUAUCGAGCAAUUUGAUGAAAAUACAAUGCCAAAUGAGAAAAAGAGGGAUUCUUAUUCACCUGCUUUCCUAGAGCUAUUAAAUAGUGAAGUCAUAGAGGAUUCACCAAAGAACAAGAACUCUGAUAAGAGAUCAGAGCAAUGACACUACAAUGAGAAAAGCCAAGAACUCUCAUGGAAUAAAAUCACAAAUAAUUUGUUGCUGAAUCAGACAUUUAGUGAUUACUCUCAUGAGUCUAGUGAUAAUAUUCUGACAAGUAUUGAUGAUUUCUUGAAAGCAAAUAGGAAAGAAAAGCCAGCAACGGCACCUAAAAGAAAACGAGAGGUAUCGAAGGAGAAGCCUUUGCAUAAAAUUUUAUCUACAAAGGAACCUAAAAAGAUCUUUAGCAUCAACAAGGAGAAAGAGAUCCAACUUUUGGAAUCAAAAUUCUCUGAGCCUUCGGAUAUCUUCAACCUUAGCAAAUCUAGUAAAGGGAGAGGACAUGAAUCAGCGAGACAAACUGCUGAGGAGAUGAGUGAUAUCUUCAAAAGUGAUAUUAGUACUCUGAAAGACUUUUCAAACCUCUGAAGUUCAAGGACCACUCCUAUAAGUCUGAAAAAUAAAAUUAAAGCAAAGAAAUGUAGUGGAGUUGUAAAUCAAACAGAAUGUGAGAUCUCAUGAAACUCACUACGACUGAAUAAGGACUCAGAUGUCCAUCCAAAGAGCGAACUUGACUUACGAGUCUGUCGAAGAGCAGCUAGGAAACAAGGAGAGUUACCUUCUACAGAUAGCAUUCAUUUCUUGGGAGAAUAUAUCAAUUAA
Molecule: messenger RNA, 2442 nt
Organism: Moneuplotes crassus
Lineage: Eukaryota; Ciliophora; Spirotrichea; Euplotida; Euplotidae
Source: the annotation of a GenBank genome assembly